This is a messenger RNA of Prorocentrum cordatum, 3110 nucleotides long. Lineage: Eukaryota; Dinophyceae; Prorocentrales; Prorocentraceae. The record is from the annotation of a GenBank genome assembly.
CUGCCGUCACGGCGUGCCAGCGGUUCAAGGGUGACCUCUUGACGACGUUCAGCGAGAUCAAGUUCCAGGUGCUGGGCAGCUACCUGGGCGAUGAGGCACAGAGCAAGCGCGGCUUGCUGACGUUUGAGUACCCGUUCGAGCACGGCAUCGUGACGAAUUGGGACGGUAUGGAAAAGAUCAGGCGCCACGCGUACUACGACGAGCUCCGCAUGGCCCCGGAAAAGCAUCCAGUCCUCACCGAGGCGCCCCUGUACCCCAAGGCGAUCCGCGAGCAUGCGGCCCAGAUCAUGCUCGAGACCUUCAACGUGCCGGCGAGGUACGUGGCCAUCCAGUCUGCGUCCUCGCUGUGCGCCUCUGGCUGCACCACCGGCAUCGUCAGGGACUCCAGCGACGAAGUGUCGCACACGGUGUCCACCCACGAGGUCUACGCCUUGCCGUACGCCAUCUUGCGCCUCGACCUGGCCGAUUUCAUCGUGGAGCCUUUCGCGACGUUCGUGCAGCAUUUCAUGGUCUUCAGCAUGAGUUUCACGAUCUUCGUGGAGCAUGUCCCGAUCUUCUUGGAGCAUGUCGUGAUCGUCGGCAUGAGUUUCACGAUCUUCAUGGAGCACUUCACGAUCUUCGUGGAGCAUUUCAUGUUCGUCGGCAUGAGUUUCACGAUGUUCGUGGAGCAUGUCGCGACCUCUGGCAUGAGUUCCACGGUCUUCGAAGAGCAUUUCGCGGUCUUCAUGGAGCAUUUCACGAUCUUCGGCAUGAGUAUCAAUAUUGUUGUGGGGACCUUCGCGAUCUUUGUGGGGAACUUCGCGAUCUUCGUGGCGCAUUUCAUGAUCGUCGGCAUGACUGUCACGAUCUUUGUGGAGCACUUCACGAUCCUCGGCAUGGAUUUUGCGAUUUUUGUGGGGCAUUUCCCGAUAUUCGGCAUGUGUUUCACGAUGUUUCUGGAGCUUUUCACGAUCAUCGGAGAGCAUUUCGAGAUUUUCAGCUUAGGUUCCACGAACUUCGUCGUGCAUGCCGAUGGCAGGUAUGACGAGCAGCACGACAACCACGACGCCCACGACAAUCACGACGACCACGACCACGACGCCCUAGACUCCCACGACCACGACGUCGGACAUGUCGACCAGGACCUCCGCGACGGCGUCCACGACGACCAGGACGACGAGGUACCUGACGAGCUGGUCUACGACGGCGUUCUCCACCUCGGACACGCGGCGCAGGACCACGGGGAUUCGCAGAACCGCGGCGACGGGGACCGGCAGCAGCAGGACCUCCAGCCGCGCGACGACGUGGCCGUCCAGGAAUGGGGCCAGCACCGCGGCAAGGACCCAGAGGAGGACCAGCAUAAGGAGCACCAGGACCAGAUCUUGGUGGAGCUUCCAGACCGCAAGCCCUUCAGUGUGGAUAUCGAGGCUGAUGACACGACCGACUCCCUCAUGGGCAUGAUCCAGGAAGAAGAGGGCGCCCCCCCAGACCAGCAACGUUUGAUCUACGGCGGACGGCAGAUGGAGGUGGAACGCACGCUCUCGCAGUACAACGUCGGCAACGAGGCGACUGUGCACCGGCUGCUCAGGACUCAUGCAGGACGCCGCACGUCUUCAGCUUCAACAUCCUACCGCCCGCCCCCGGGCCUCGCCCAGACAGCCGAUGCCACCGCAGCGGCGCAGCCGCCCCCCCCGAACGGGCGCGUCGAGCAGCUGGUGGCGGAGGGAUGGACAGAGUGGUCACGGGAAGCCGCCCUCGCGAACAUCGAGUUCAUUAAUGCUCUGGUGAGGACACGUGCUGAAGGAUCGGACAGGGCACUGCGCCUCCCUGCAGGAGAUAAGGUUGUCGAGCCAUGGCCCGACCUCCGGUCAUAUCUCGAAGCUGUCGGCUACGAUUUCUCGGCAUCUUCGCCGUGCUGGUGGCGCCUCGGAAUGGAACCCAAGGCUGGAGCAUGCCCCGCUGUGGAGGACAUCGAGGGGCGUUUCGAAAUUGGGCCAGCCCGGGAACUGAUGGAGGAGAUGGCGAAGGGUAAGGGGAGGGCGUUGGCGGCGUGGACCGCUCUCGGAGCGGGCGGCAUUGUGAUGUGGGCACCGCGGGAGUCAGAACAUCUUCGCCGCCUCCUGAGUGGCAUCGAGCACGCCGCCCUGCAGGGCAUGGACAUCGAGUUCUUGAUGCUGUGCGAACGGGGGCCUCUAUCUGAUUUUGGAGAGGCCUGCGUGCUCGAGGACCUCUGGCGCCGCGCCUUUCUGAGUGGCAAAAAGUCGCAUCUCGUCGCAGCAGCGGUCCAUCUGCAAGAGCCAGCGCUCAUUACAACCACCGUGCACAACUCGGCGGCCACGGUCAACAAGGGCUUCUCGGCCUCGUAUCUCACCAGGGCCGGAGGUGGGGUCCCCGCGCGACUGGCCUCGUGGCGUCCAGCACUCUACUCCGAGGACUCGUCCCACGUGAUCUGGGUGGACGUGGAGACGCAAUCAGGACUGCAGGCGCGACGUGCUCUCGCCCUGAUGGUGUCGCAGCGCGGCGUCAGAUGGGAGGGGCCCUUCCGCAGCCUCGGCUCUGUGCUGGACGGCCGCCGCCUCCUCCUCGAAGUGUGCGCCGCUCGGGAUGCAUUUUCGGACCUGGGCGUGCGCUGCCUCAUCCGCCAGCUUCGCAACGACGCGCUCCUGUCAACCGCGCUGGUUGGCAACCAGGCGUUCCUGGCAAAUACGGGGGCGCGCGUUUUGGAGCACACCUCUCCGCAAAUUCUGGUCAACCUCCAGGGCUUGUGCGACGACGUCCCGUGGGUCUCCCCGACCCUCGCGAUCCUGUGGAGCGGGCGCGCUACCGCGCUGGCAUCGGGGCAGCUACGACUGACGGGCCCCGUGGGCGCUCGCCCGCUCGAGUUGCUCGCGCAGGUGAUGGGCGCUGCUGGCCAGAAGAUGGGCUUCGCAUGGCCCCGGCACGCGCUGCCAGGCAAGCUCCCCCCCAACUCCUGGCCAUGCCAGCUCUCUGCAUCAGCGGGGCCGACUGGCACCGUCAACUUCCGCCUUGGGAACACCUCGGAGGUCGAGCGACUCCAGGAAGCCGAGCAGGGGGACAUCGUCGAGGUCAACGGGGCGCGGGCGCCGAUCCGGUUCCUCAGCUCCGACCUG